GUCAAGGUCUCGAUCUCAUUCUUUAUUUGUUGUACAUACAUGUUUAUAUGUACAAAGGAAGUCCUGAAACAGGGGAAAAUCAGUAAACCUGUGGUUGCUUGGGUCAGUGGAACUUGUGCACGUCUCUUCAAGUCAGAAGUACAAUUUGGUCAUGCGGGAGCCAAAAGUGGUGGUGAGAUGGAGUCUGCACAAGCCAAGAAUCAAGCACUUCACGAUGCUGGAGCUGUUGUCCCAACUUCAUUUGAAGCAUUUGAAACUGUGAUUAAAGAAACAUUUGAGAAGCUGGUAAGCUGUUGCACAUCUCAUACCCAUUACUGCCAUUAUGUAGGCAUUCCUCACUACCACCAGUUUUAG
Messenger RNA from Camellia sinensis, 354 nucleotides. The record is from RefSeq and is a predicted model, not a curated record. Lineage: Eukaryota; Viridiplantae; Streptophyta; Magnoliopsida; Ericales; Theaceae.